AUGGCGGGGGCGCCGCUUCGCCCCGCCCCGUCCUGCGCCGGACGAGCUCGCCUCUUCGCACAACUUCUGCGCCGCUGCUCGUACGUGCAGACGGGCGUGUACGGCGGGCAGGGCGGCGCGGGCCUCAACAAGGUGGCGUCUGGCGGCGCGACGCAGGUGCCACCGCCGCCGCCGCCCGCGCCGCCGCCGCAGCCCGGCCCGGGGCCCGGCGCCGCCGACCCGCCCAUCGGCCGCAACGACCCCUACUUCGACUCCAACACGCCGCGCAACGUCACCGCGCUCGUGGGCAAGAGCGCCUACCUGAGCUGCCGCGUGCGCAACCUGGGCAACCGGACGAGCCCCUUCACAGGGCGCCAUCAGCAGCGCUUCUGA
This is a messenger RNA of Gryllus bimaculatus (two-spotted cricket), 372 nucleotides long. The record is from the annotation of a GenBank genome assembly. Lineage: Eukaryota; Metazoa; Arthropoda; Insecta; Orthoptera; Gryllidae.